Naegleria gruberi is the source of this 426-nucleotide messenger RNA. RefSeq lists its product as uncharacterized. NCBI's taxonomy places the organism in Eukaryota, Heterolobosea, Eutetramitea, Acrasida, Naegleriidae. The transcript has a single exon. Gene Ontology annotation, molecular function: GTP binding. The record is from RefSeq and is a predicted model, not a curated record. The annotation marks the transcript as partial.
AUGGAAUUUACUUGUGGAACAGUUGAGGAAUUUCCAGAACCGAAUGAGAAAAUGCCACAAAUUGCAUUUGCUGGAAGAAGUAAUGUUGGAAAAUCGAGUUUAUUGAAUUCUAUUGUGGAUUCUGAUAGAUUGGCUAGAGUGUCAUCGACGCCAGGUCACACGAAACGUAUUAAUUAUUUCAAUAUGCAUGACAUGCUCUAUGUUGUGGAUUUACCUGGAUAUGGAUACGCUGAAGGAAAUAAGGAAAAAAUCAAGGGUUGGAAUACAGUACUGAGACAAUACUGCACAGAAAAUACAGUAUUGAGAAGAGUUUUCAUAUUAUUGGAUGCAAGAUAUGGUAUUUAUGAACAGGAUUGUGAAUUUAUGGACAUGUUGGAGGAAUCAGGAGUUCCCUAUCAAAUAAUUCUCACCAAGUGUGAUAAAGUA